GUCGGCAAGUAAGGCUGCCGAGCAUUUCUUGAAGCCGAUGAAGCCGUGUGCGCUGCAGACAGAUGAGAUAGUCCACACUUUGGUUGUUGGCGGUGCUAAGGUGCAGCCAAACGACAAGAACACGAAGUACUUGUUGAGGAAUUACAAGGGAGGCGAGGCCGAAUCAGAUGUACAUCGUGAUCAUGCACCAUGUGGAGAGGAAGGCUUGGAAGAUCCGCAGACGGACAAACCCCAGCCACUGCCUGUUGCGGGGCGGGGAGUUGCUGGCAUUGCAAACAUGCUUGUUGAUGCACUUGAUGAGGCUGUCGAGGGUGGAGGUGCAGCGGAGGACGGAGGCGGUGAGGAAGGGCAAGGGUCGACAACACGAAUGACCACCUUGAGACAGACCACUGUGCGACGGUGGGUGGACAAUGCGGCGCAGAAGAAGCUGGACAUUGCGUGGGCAGAGGCCAUGUUCAGGGCUGUCCCGACGACCACGUAUGUUGGUAGGCGAAGUCGGCGACAGGACAGGGAUUUCGAGGUUGAGCCUACGCCGGUCGUCGAUAGAGUGGACAUGGACGUAGAGUUUUUGCUGCACCGCCAUGAUGACCCGGACGAGGAAGAGGCCACCCGUGCAAAGGAGAUGGCGGACAGGGAUCGUGAACUCAUGGACAGGCGGAUCGCUGAGGAGGAGGCCCGUCGUGCAGCGAUCCCUACCCGCAGGGAGAGGGAGAGGCGUGCUGCACAACAAGAAAAGCAUGGGGGCGAGGCCUUGAAGGAAAUGGACGGGGAUGUCCAACCUGCCAUGGACAAGGGCGAGCAGAAGCAAGGGGAGCCCGUGGACGUAGCGGAAGAGCAGCAAGCAGCAGUUGCCGUGUACACGCGCAAGCCCCGCCCAUGCGUGGAGCAAGAAGUGGGAGCGGAGGGAGAGACCACCGACCAGCAGGUUGCAAUUAGCGAGAGGGGGAAGGAGCAGCAGGAAGAGCCACAGGCCGCAAAGGACAUCAGCACGCCCCCUUUCCCUGAAUUGAACGAUGCUCUCCACCAUGACAACCUCUGGAAGAGCAGGGCAGGCAGGAAGAGGAAGACAACAGCGGAGGAGUCCCCCAAAGCGCCCCGACGCGGCCGUGGAAGGCCCAGAAAAAAAUGACAGUCGAGAAGACUGCGUCGCAGCACGGACGCCUCAACACUACGGCUCGCAAGAAGCG
Molecule: messenger RNA, 1187 nt
Organism: Chara braunii
Lineage: Eukaryota; Viridiplantae; Streptophyta; Charophyceae; Charales; Characeae
Source: the annotation of a GenBank genome assembly